CUUCCUUUCUCAUCUCCCCAGAUCAUGUUCGCGACUCAUUGCCAUUGAAAAUACAGCAUGGCGAAUGCAAGGAGAACUGAGCCGUUUCGGAUAGCAUGGUCAACUCACUCAAGAAUAAACUGCAACUCAAGCGAUUGAGGACUGCUGGACUCCGGGCAGCCAAAGAGAAGAACAUACGCCCGCUGCUUGCACCAAACAAUGCAGCGAACAAUUCCAUCAGCGCUUCGAUUCUGGGUGCCGGACAAACUGUGACUCCCGCUGAGAUCAAGAACAAAUUGCAAGUGGCGAAUGUCGACUCGACCAGAAAGCAGCCGAUUCUCACUGGGACAGGCAGCAGAGCAUUGCCUGUGGUGCCGAUUAGUCAAUUACGGCAGAGUAUCUCAGCAAUACGUUCACGCAACCGAGCCGCGGCAAGACCAUCCUUGCCCCAAGUUCCUCAUAUCACGAUCGCCUCUCCGCAAGGUCCUAUCGUGAAGCCGAAGAUACCGCUUCAGCCCGGUCAUGCUAUCGACAAAGAACGGCGCGCCGAGCACCUACUCGAACGUCGUCAGCGUCGUGCACUUGCGCGACUCAAAGACUACUUCCCUGACAACUAUGGGAACGGUGUGCAAUUGCAACACAUUCUAGGGUUAGAGGCUUCUUCGACGACUCAGGUGAAGAAGCAUGUCACACUCGUGUCGUUGGACUUGGAGUGGGAACGACGAGGGUCCAUUGAUAGGAUCACGGAAAUCGGGCUUGCGUGGAUGAAGGUUGCAGACAUCAAUGAUGUGGAUCCGGGGGUGUGGGCGAGAGGUUGGGGAGAAAAGAUGGGCCAUGUCCAUAUUGUCACCUCCGCCGCUUCUUACUACAACCCACGCAACUCGACUUUGCUCUUCGGCGAGUCACGCUACAUGCACGUUUCCCAUGCCAAGGGUUUCCUGAUCAAGACUCUCGAAUCUUUCAUGCCUCCGGCCACAGGGUAUCCGAAGUCUCGGGUUGUCCUCGUCGGACAGUCCAUCGAUUCCGACAUCAAACAAUUGAAGGAAGACCCUUGUUUUAAUCUGGAUUUGGACUCUGUGAUCGGGAAAGGCUAUCAGAUCUUCGACACAUAUUAUUUGGCGAGGCACACCAAGGUGCAAGGGAUGAAAUACGAAUCUCUCAAGCUAGCCGGAAUUGCUUACAGGUUGGGCAUCGAGAAGAAGUAUCGAUUAACAAAAGAUGACGGGUCGGUCGAUGGUAUUGGCGCUAAAUUGGUGGGAGCUCACAAUGCUGGGAAUGAUGCUGCGUAUGCUUUGAUGGCCCUCUUGCUUUUUGGGUUAAGGUGGCAGGAUGUGGUGAAGCGAGAAGCGGGAGGGAAAGUUGAGAUUGCCGAUCUGGUGUGGAGAGAAACGGGAAGGGGAGUCAGCGGCAGAUGGGCAAUUGACGAGGACGUGGUGAAAGGUGUGGUGGAGAAGUAUGAGCGAGAGAAGGCAGACGGCACAGCACAAUUGCUUGGAAAUGCAGAAGCUGAACAGGGCAAAAGAAGGCUGCAGCUGCAACUCAAGAUGGGGCUGAAACCAGCAGCUUGGCAACCAAUAUGGAAAAGUCGAGAUGAGCAAUCGUGGAGCAGAUGGCUGUGGAUGAUGUAUAGGAGGUUGCGAGCGGUCUGCAAGAACUUGUUGAAUGGCCAGCUGCAGAAGGAAAAGACAAAGGGGCGGGGAUCGCCAGCGGCGAGACGAGGGAUGGUCAAGCAGAGACGAGCUGCCAAAACCUCUAACGGAGCUGUUUCUUGA
Cercospora beticola is the source of this 1751-nucleotide messenger RNA. RefSeq lists its product as uncharacterized. Lineage: Eukaryota; Fungi; Ascomycota; Dothideomycetes; Mycosphaerellales; Mycosphaerellaceae. Gene Ontology annotation, cellular component: nucleus. The record is from RefSeq and is a predicted model, not a curated record.